AUGGCGCCAGAAAAGCAUUUUGUCAGCGACAUUGGCAACCUUGUUCAUAAUGCUCUACGAGCUCAAAUUUCAGUCAACUCGUCUCUUUACUUUGAUGAAUCCAACCUGGUUGUCUUCCAUAAGCCCCAGUCUUCUUUUGACAAGGUUAUAUUAAUAGCAGGUGGCGGAUCCGGCCAUGAACCAGCUCAUACUGGAUUCAUUGGAGAAGGCAUGUUGGAUGUUGCUGUCUCGGGUAAUGUCUUUGCAUCGCCAUCGGCAUCUCAGAUCCUUGCUGGGUUGAGAGCCCUUCCAGCGCCUCGUGGAAUUCUCAUGAUUGUGAAGAACUACACCGGAGACAGACUAAAUUUUGGUCUUGCCGCGGAAUCAGCCAAGGCCGAGGGGCUCCAAGUAAACAUGGUUGUAGUCCAAGAUGAUGUCUCUAUAGUUGAUCCUGGACUAGUUGGACGCCGGGGUCUGGCAGGGACUGUUUUCGUGCAUAAGAUUGCGGGUGCAGCUGCGGCCGCCGGAAUGGACCUAGCUGCUGUUACGCGCGUUGCUCAAAAAGCAGCCGACUCGGUGGUCUCCAUGGGUGUGAGCCUUGGUAGAUCAAGCGUUCCAGGGCGUGAAGCCCAGCAAGAGGCGUUCCCAGGUGAUGAGAUGGAAUUUGGAAUGGGAAUCCACAACGAGCCCGGAGUUGUACGUGGAAAGCUGGGAUCGCUAGAGACGACCGUUUCGGUAAUGCUGCAAGCGCUGCUGAAACCUUUCCCAACAACAUGGUAUCCCCAGCCUGGUGAUAGAGUCGCACUUUUGGUCAACAACCUAGGUGGCCUAAGCUUGCUAGAGCUGAAUGCGAUUCUGGAUGAGGUCAUCCGCCAGGUAACAGAUGCUGGUCUCCAGAUCCAAUACACAUUGGCAGACAGUCUUCUUUCAUCCUUGGAUGGCCCAGGGUUUUCAAUAACUUUGUUUAAACUGGAUGAAGAAAUAGAAGGAUUUCUCCAAGCCUCAACAAAUGCACCCUCGUGGCCACGGAAUGUACAUCCACAUGCCAGCUCUACUGCCGCAAGGCGCUGCCUACAACAGGAAAACUCCACGGGAAGGUCCGUGGAAGAAUUCACCAAGGGAAUUCAAGUUCCGAGGUCGCAGCUUCAAAGCGUUCUUGCUGGCAUUCAAAAGUCCGUUCAGAGCGCCGAACCACUGAUUACAUCGUACGACACAACUGUUGGAGACGGAGACUGUGGAACAACACUCUUAGGGGGCAUCAAUGCUAUCAUCGCAAACAUUGACCUUGGCUCGCAAGAGGCGGUUGGCCUUGGUUCCUUUCUUCACAAAAUCUCAGAAAUUGUUGAGAGACACAUGGGAGGAACAUCAGGGGCUAUAUACGCCAUCUUUCUCCGAGCCAUGUCGAACUACCUAAACUCGCUUUCAUCCGAGUCUCAAGACACUGCUGGCAUCAUUUCGGAAUCCUUGCAGCGAAGUUUGGAUACCCUGUAUCGGUACACGCCUGCGAGAAAGGGUCAUCGAACCUUGGUAGAUUCAUUGAUCCCAUUUGUUACCGACUUUUCGGAGAAGAAAAACCUCAAGACAGCCAUUGACGCCGCUAAAAAGGGGUCCGAGAGCACCGUGUCAAUGAAAGCACUUCUUGGCCGGGCUAGCUAUGUGAAUGCUGACAUUAUGGAAAACCAAGCUGUCCCUGAUCCCGGGUCAGUGGGGUUGCAUGAACAUCCGAAUAGCCCUAACGCGCUGAUACAAAUCAUGCCGGCGGCCUCGACCGAAGGCUCUAGCCACAAUGCUGGCCCACCUCUGCUGCGAGAUAUGUGGGCAUUUGCAGGGGUUUCCAUUAUGGUCAUGAUUUUGCGAAUACUUGCAAAGAUCCGAAUUCGAAAACUCGGGUGGGAUGACAUACUCAUGACAUUUGCCUUGGUUAGUGCCUUUUUCCCGCUCGAAACAGGAUGUUUGUCUCUCAUUGGAUCUGCUAUCAUCACUGUGGCCGUCCUGCAUGGCUAUGGCCGCUCUGUCGGUACGGUAUCUGAUGUUUCCACUGUCAUCAUGUAUGACUAUCUGGGGCAGACGUUUGGAAUAUGCGGUGGCGUCAUGGGGCGAAUAGCAUUUAUUGUUCUGAUCAACGGCCUAUUGGCUGCCAGAAAGCAAUGGAGAGUCAUUCUCUGGGCUCUCAUGGUCGCGCAGAUCAUCAUCAAUGUGCUCUUCAUUCUAAUUAUCUUUUUGCAAUGUCCGGGCCAUGCUUCCGCUAUCUGGUCUGAUUUGGAUAACUCUGGAAACUGCUGGGAUUUGCGUGUUCAGACUUAUUAUGGGUACUUUGAAGGAUCAUUCAACUCAGCAACAGAUCUCUAUCUCGCUGCUUUCUCAACCUAUGUCUUUUGGCACUUGAAUUUGAAGCUCCAGGUCAAACUAGGGUUAAUCGUCCUCCUUGGUCUCGGUAUCUUUGCAAUGGCUGCAUCGAUCGUCAAAACGGUCCAGAUCCAUGUCCUGGCCAGCGCAAGCAGUGAUCCAACCAUGGCAACCGUCAAUCUCGAACGGUGGCUAUACAUCGAAACCUAUCUUGUCAUCAUUACCACGUCAAUUCCAUGCAUUCGCCCCCUCCUUCGCCCUUUUAAUAGGAGCCGGGAAUAUUCUCAUGGUACCAGAACGAAUAAUAAUACCCAUGAGUUAAAUUCGCCGUACGUUGGGCACUCGGCAUCUUCAUUCCGAGCUAGGACUCCGAUGUCAGUUCUCAGCGGCAGGACGGGAGGAAGUGGAAGCGGUGCUAAGGUCAUCAGCAAGAGACAUAGUGAUUUUGAGGAAAUUGGGAGUGAAGAUGAGACGGCGUCCGGGUCCAAUAGCGGUGGCCGGGGUGAUGAGGAAUCUCAGGGCUUGGGAACGAGAACGAUGCGGAAACACCGCAAGCAACGUCCUCGACAAACAACUCAAAAGACAAUAACCUUGAAUAUCGCGAAUGGCUCUGUCCUGGGACCAAAUUCUUGGCAUCUUAUUGAUUAUCGGAACUCUCUAUCUCCGAAGCCGAAGCGAAGACUCAACCCCGAUGCCGACAGGAAAAGCGAUCGAAGUCGACAAGUACGCGACGUCGUCUUCAAAGCCCUCACCUCCUCCGGCCCCGUCAUUGCCGACUUUUACGCGACCUGGUGCGGUCCUUGCAAGGCAAUCGCCCCUAAAAUCGCGCAAUGGAGCGAAGAGCACACAGACAUUCGCUUUCUCAAAGUUGAUGUGGACAAGAUGCGUCAAAUUGCCCAGGAAAAUGGAAUCACGGCGAUGCCUACAUUUAUCGUUUUCAAAGAUGGACAGAGUGUGCAAACUAUCCGGGGGGCUAAUGUGCCGGAGCUGCAAAAGGCGAUUGAGUCCUUGGCUGCCUAG
Messenger RNA from Talaromyces rugulosus, 3345 nucleotides. RefSeq lists its product as uncharacterized. The transcript has 14 exons. Gene Ontology annotation, cellular component: cytosol. Gene Ontology annotation, biological process: glycerol catabolic process. Bases 1 to 3345 code for a protein of 1114 amino acids. The record is from RefSeq and is a predicted model, not a curated record. NCBI's taxonomy places the organism in Eukaryota, Fungi, Ascomycota, Eurotiomycetes, Eurotiales, Trichocomaceae. Gene Ontology annotation, molecular function: glycerone kinase activity; ATP binding.